AUGUUUGUUUUUGUGAUGUUCAUGGCACACACAUCAGAUGUUUAUAUUGUUUCAAUGCAAGAUAAUGUCAAUGACAGUCGAAGAAGAUGUGCGAUUGUGCGUUACUCGAUUGAAGUUCAAGCUAUAUGUUUAACACUGUGGGAAUUGGGGUUUCAGUCUUACGAUUUUUUCCCACCUGCGCCACUCUCGCUUGCUGCGCUAGGGUUCUUGCAGCUUGCGAAUUUGAUACUGAGUCUCCCUCCUUCCCGCCUUGCUCAGUAUGUGUUUCGAUUUGGGUUUCGCUCCUUGUUUGUUUCGAUUUGGGUUAUUGUCGUGUACUUCUUUGCAGUUUUAAUCAGUUAUACCUUGGUUGAUCCAGUAACAAUGGUGAACCGAAAGACAAGAGCUAAGCGAAUUAGAAGGGAAUCACCACCAAGUUCUGACAGUGAUUAUAGUGAUGCUGAGAAAGGAGAAGAAAGUGAGGAAGAAUUUCUCCCUUUGGAUGAUUCUUCAGAGGAUGAUGAAGAGAUCAUUGCUGCUAGAGAGAAAGUUAUGAAUUUCAGCAGAGGAUGGAAGUCUGUGGCUAUGCUACAGGAAAGUGACAAAGAGGAUGAUGGUGACAAUGCAAAUGUUAUUGAUGCUGAUGUCGGUGGUAUUGAUGUAGAUGAUGGGGUUGGUGGUAGUGUUAGAGAUGCUGGGGUAGGUGGUAGUGAGGAUGCUAAAGAAAAUAGUGAGUCAGAUGGACAUUUGAGUGAAUAUUUGGAAUCUUCUGAUCCUGGCAGCUAUAGAGAAAACGGUGAGGAGGACCCUGAGUUUAGAGAAGAUGUUGUCAUAAAGAAGAGUAGAUAUCCACGUUUCAAAGGCAAUAAAGGUAUACCCUCUUUUGAGCUUGGCAUGUUAUUUCAGUCUAAUGAUGAAUUUAAAGAAGCUGUCACAACAUAUGCAAUUAUGAGUAGAAAAGAUAUAAGAUUCACAAAAAAUGAGCCCAAAAGAUGCAGAGCUAAAUGCAAAGGGGCUGCUGAUUGUAAAUGGAUUAUUUUUGCAUCCUAUGACAAAGUGAUUGACAGUUUUCAAGUGAAAACUUAUGUGUCUGAACACUCAUGUGAACCAAAAAGGGUAUUGAAGAGUCUGACCACUAAGUUUUUAGUCUCUAAAUUCUAUGAUCUAGUAGCUGCACAUCCAGAAAUUAAGAUUAGGUAUCUGAAGCCUUUUAUAGAGAGAACAUUGCAGUUAGAAAUUAACUUAACUCAAUGCAAAAGGGUUAGGAAGAGAAUAUUGGCUGAUUUGGCAGGUAAUUGUGUAAAGGAGUAUGCUAAACUCAGGGAUUACGCUGAGGAGUUAUUAGUUUCUAACCCUGGUUCCACUGUUUCCUUACUCAUUGAUAGACAAAAUGAGAAUGAUCCACCAUCAUUUAAAACAUUUUAUUGCUAUUUCAAAAGUUGCAAAGUUGGGGUUUUAAAUGGAUGUAGACCAGUGUUAGGAGUUGAUGGUUGUUUCCUUAAGGGGUUGGUAAAGGGUGAGCUACUAACAGCGAUUGCUAGGGAUGGGAACAACCAAAUGCUCCCUGUUGCUUGGGCUGUAGUUCUAGUUGAGAAUACUGAGACAUGGACAUGGUUCCUAAACUUGUUGAGGCAUGAUCUUGGGACAGCUGAGGGAGAGCUCUGGACAAUAAUAAGUGAUAGACAAAAGGGAUUGGUUGGGGCUGUUGCGGAAACAUGGUCCAAAGCUGAUCACAGGUUUUGCCGUCAACAUUUGUAUGCAAAUUGGAGCAAGACACACUCAGGAAGACAUUUGAAGAACUUGUUCUGGGCCCUAGCUAAGUCCACCAACAAGUAUGAUUUUGAUAAGAAUUACAAGAAUCUUGAGAGGGUACACCCAGAGGCUGCUAAGGACUUGAUGAUGUGUGAUCCUAAGCAUUGGUGCAAAGCUUUCUUCUCAGCAUGGCCAAGGUGUGAUUCAAAUGAUAAUAACUUGUGUGAAGCAUUUAAUGGGACAAUAGUUGAGGCAAGAAGCAAGUCUAUAAUUUCUAUGUUAGAAGAUAUUAGGAGGGCAAUGAUGAGGAGGUUUAGGGACAAGAAAGUUGGUGUUAAUUCAUGGAAACAUGAGUAUGGUCCAUUGAUACACAAAAAAAUUUUGCACAAUGUGAAUGAGAGUCAUGUAUGGGUGUCUGAAUGGAAUGGGGGAGGGAGUUAUGAAGUCAGACAUGGUACUAAUCAAUUUGUUGUUAGAUUAAGAGAAAGUGAGUGCACAUGUGGGGCAUGGCAACUUUCUGGAAUCCCUUGCCCCCAGGCCAUCCGUGCAUUACAUGAUAAUGGUGACAAGCCUGAAGAUUACAUUAAUCUUUGGUACAAGACACCAAUUUAUCUGAGGGCAUAUCAAUUACCAAUAGAGCCAAUUCGAGGAGAAAAUAUGUGGCCAAAAAGUGAGCAAGAUGUUGUGGUUCCUCCAAAGUUGAGGAAAAUGCCUGGGAGGCCAAAGAAGAAAAGGAGGAGGGAAAUUAAUGAGAAUGUUUUGAAACACAAAUUGAGCAGAGUUGGGAGGCCAGUAACUUGCAAUGUUUGCAAAGGCAAAGGUCACAAUGCAAGAAACAAAAAAUGUCCAGGAGCCAGCAGCCAAAGGAGUACCCUCACUGCAUGUAGGACACCAAACCAGCAGACUUCUCCUUCCAUUGCUUCUGCUUCCAUUGCUACUGCAAAUAUGGAAGGGACCACGACUGGCUCAUGUCAAACUACACAAGGACAGUCUAGCAAUUCAAUGGCUGCACCAAGGUCUAAGUACGUCAGCCGUUUUCACAAAGACUGCAGGGCUAAGAGCAAUCCAAGCAAGAGAACAAUUCCCACUGGUCUUGGUCUUUAUAUCAAUCCCGAGACAGGUCGAUCAAUUCUCAAUACAAGUAAUGGGUAAAGUUUACUUUCAAUUGUUCUAUAUUUAGAUUGUGAUGAAAAUGUAUUGACACAGGAUUUGUUUGUCUUUAUUGUAGCCUGGAACUUCAAUGGCUAGGGUGGUCGACCGUGGAAGUCAAAAUUCCAUGACUAAGAACAACUCAUCCCAGAAUGAAGCUGGAGGUGGUGGCUCUUGAAGAAUGGAUUUUAUUGUCUCACUAUUUGGAAUUGUUAUGUUGUUUUUGUUUGUUAUGAACUUAGUUUUCAUUUAAUGAUGGUUUUUAUUGUUACAAUAUCUGGAUUUCUAUUGGGACUUAGUAUCCCUGGAAUUGUAUGAAUUUGAAUAUCUAUUGUCUUGUUUUGUCGUUGAUUUGGGACCACUGAAGUAUCCUGUAAGUCUUAUGAAUGUUGAUAUAUGGAUUGCAGCUACAAGUUAAGUAUAUGAAGGUUUCGUUUGACCCUAUUACAUAAACUGUAAGGGCUUACUUGACCCAUCUCAUAUUCGUAAAGGGCUUUGUUGACCCCAGGAAAAAAGUCAACAAAUAAAUAAAGUUUUUAAAUUGACUAAAUGUAAAUAAAUUAAUUCUGCCACGUGGUAUCAAUGUAUUGGUGGUUGUACACGUGGAAAUUGAUUUAAAAAUAAAAAAAAUUACACCUCAACACUUAACGGCCACGUCAUCAACGUUUUGA
Molecule: messenger RNA, 3551 nt
Organism: Tripterygium wilfordii
Lineage: Eukaryota; Viridiplantae; Streptophyta; Magnoliopsida; Celastrales; Celastraceae
Exons: 7
Coding region: 1-2883 (960 amino acids)
Molecular function (GO): zinc ion binding
Source: RefSeq, a predicted model, not a curated record